GCUCGCUCUGCAGUGCCGGGACUGGGUCUGGUUGGGGAGGGUUCUGAGUCCCGUGCCCGGGAACCCAACGGGAACCGGAGGAGAAAGACGAACUCGCCCCGCCUCCCGGGAAGAUGCAGAGCCUCAGGCCUGAGCAGAUUCGGGGGCUGCUGGAGCCCGAGAGGGCCAAGACGCUGCUGCCUCGGGAGAGCAGGGCCUGGGAGAAGCGCGCCACCCCCACCAAAGACUGGGUGGCUGUGGAGGUCGGGGCCGCCGGCUGUGACGGUGACGAGAAAGGUCUGUCCUCUCAAGAGACUGGGCUGGCCCAGGAGUGGACCUCGGCGGACGUAGAUGACGGGUCAGAGGACUCGCAGGUAUGUUGGACGGUUCCUUCUUCCUUCGCAACCCCCCGCCCUGCAGAUCUCAGUGGGUCGUCAGUUCCUUGCCUCAGAAUUCCGUUUGGGGAAUGUGAGCCCCCAAGAAGCCUCCCCCUGGAAACAGGACAUAUCCCUGUGGUAGUCAGACAUGGCACAAAGGGUCUCCAUGUGAUGUGUAGCUCCAUCCACACAUACCCCAAAACCUUCACUCAUAAACUCAAAGUAACCGUUCAUUCAUCUGUCCCCUCAUUCACCCACCCAACCUUUCAUUUGCCCGCUCAUACAUCUGCCCGUUCCACCCAUGCCUCCAUCCGCCCGUCCAUUCAUCUACCUCAUCUGUCUGUCCACUUAUCCAUCCACUCACUGAUCCUCGCAUCCGUUCACAUUCCCAUGUGUCCAGCCACCCAUCCAUUGAUUCACGGACCCAUUGUAUCCAUCCACUGGCCGUGGUCAGGAUUUGGUUACUGUUCACCCACCCACAUGCCUACCCAUCGGUCUGUUCAUCUCUGUCCAUCCGCUUGUCCACUCACCGAUCCACUCAGCCAUCCGUCCGUAUACCCGUCCAUCCACUAACCACUCCCUGGGUUUUAAUCCCAAUAAUAUUUGUGAAACCAAGCAGAUUUAUCAAGCACGUUCCUUCAUUGAAACACCUAAUGUUUUCUUUGGGGAACAUAAGACAUCAAUAUGUUAAAUAUUAACAAUGGUUCUUUUAUUUAUUUAUUUUAUGCAUUAGGAAAAUCAUACAACCACUCUCAGCAACACGAGGGUCCCAUCUCCCAAUCAUCUGUCAGAAAUCCA
This is a messenger RNA of Lynx canadensis (Canada lynx), 1154 nucleotides long. It is a transcript of the gene SMIM17, whose product is annotated as small integral membrane protein 17. NCBI's taxonomy places the organism in Eukaryota, Metazoa, Chordata, Mammalia, Carnivora, Felidae. The record is from RefSeq and is a predicted model, not a curated record. The transcript is spliced from 3 exons. Bases 114 to 929 code for a protein of 271 amino acids.